CUCAUACCAGUUUUGUCUAGAGAGAUAAAAGGAAGUGAACAUUCUUGACUUAAGAAAGAAGGAAUGAGGAGUCCGGCAUCAGCAUCGGCAUCGGCGGCGGCAAACGGGAGAAAGUCGACGGCGUGCUGCAGUAAGGUUGGACUGAAACGAGGGCCAUGGACGGCGGAAGAAGACGAACUUCUAUCUACUUACAUUAAGAAAGAAGGUGAAGGCCGAUGGAGAACUCUCCCACACCGUGCCGGAUUACUCCGUUGCGGAAAGAGCUGCCGCCUCCGUUGGAUGAACUACCUUCGUCCCUCCGUCAAACGCGGCCAAAUCGCCCCUGAUGAAGAAGAUCUCAUCCUCCGCCUUCAUCGCCUCCUAGGAAAUCGGUGGGCUUUGAUAGCUGGGAGAAUUUCAGGAAGGACGGAUAAUGAGAUAAAGAAUUAUUGGAACACUCAUCUUAGUAAGAAACUUAUUGGUCAAGGAAUAGAUCCAAGGACACACAAGCCACUAAUAAUAUCUACCAAGCAAGAAGAUCAUCACAAACCAUCUUCUUCCUCUAAGGUCAUUUCCAUUUCAAAACCUAGUAACUUAACUCUCGUCAAUGGAAAUAGUUCUAUUGUUAUCGAUCGUCCACAACAAAAACAACAACUCGAAGAAAAUAGCAUUGACGAGAACAUAGACUUUGGUAAUAUCAUUGAUGGUCACAUAAUUAAUAAUGACGACACAUUUUCAUCGUUCUUGAACUCGUUGAUCAAUGAAGAUAUAUUCAAUAGCCAAGUACUAAAUGAAUCUAGUGGAGCUUUUUUAGCCAAUUCAUACGAUCACACAUCAUUGAUGAACGCUAAUGAUCAAGUUUCCAUCUUUGGAGUCGGGUGGGAGGCUCCGAUAAUGUGCUUAGAUGAUCCGUCUGUAAUCAAUAAGACAAACAAUUCUGAGAGGAUUAGUAUUGAUAAUGAUGAUGUUAAUUGAUCAUAAUCAAUGGAAGUGGCUAUAUAUUGAUAAUAUUCAAGCUCUACUACUUUCAUGCUUCACCAGCUUGAUUGUCAUGCUGGAAAAUUAUGUAUUUAUUAAGGGUUAUGUACCAUAAUGUUUUCGUACUUAUUGCAGCACUAUGUUUGUUUGUUUGUUUGUCAUUUUUGCUUUGUAAUUUCAUGUUGUUGUAUUAUUAUUAUUAUUAU
Molecule: messenger RNA, 1163 nt
Organism: Impatiens glandulifera
Lineage: Eukaryota; Viridiplantae; Streptophyta; Magnoliopsida; Ericales; Balsaminaceae
Product: transcription repressor MYB5-like
Exons: 2
Coding region: 64-954 (296 amino acids)
Source: RefSeq, a predicted model, not a curated record